This is a messenger RNA of Rotaria socialis, 579 nucleotides long. The record is from the annotation of a GenBank genome assembly. Lineage: Eukaryota; Metazoa; Rotifera; Eurotatoria; Philodinida; Philodinidae.
AUGAGCAUUCAAUCGUCUACACCACCCUAUUUUCAAUGGAUAAUAGAUAAACGUUUAGCUAUAUGUGCGCACCCAUUUCAUGCAUCACAUAUUCGAUAUUUACUUGAACAACGUAUUCAUACAGUUAUUUCUAUAACUGAUUCUUAUCGUUCUGACAUACCGAAUCAAUCUCGAGCUGAUUUACAUGUUCAAACUUAUCAUGUUCCUGAGGGUGGAGCGCCAACAAUGCAGCAAUGUCAACAAUUUGUUCAUCGAAUGGAUGUUGCUCAGCACCGUGAAGAGGGUAUUGUUGUCGAAUGUACUCGUGGUAAAGGAAGCGCUGGCGUAUUAAUUGGAUGUUAUCUUUUGGCUCUUUGGAAAGCUCCGCCAGAUUACAUCGUCAACCAUUUACGUCUUAUACGGCCAAUUACAUUGGAAACACCGCUACAAGAACAACAAAUAAUGGAUUAUCAUAAUACAAUCGCAUCAACGCAACGUCAUUUCUAUGCUGAAGUCGAUCGACCUCAUAGCUGGGAUAUCGAUACAAGCUAUUUAAAUACAACACCACUUGUUACUCCACAACAAUUAUCACUUGCUUGA